Molecule: messenger RNA, 1557 nt
Organism: Pseudocercospora fijiensis CIRAD86
Lineage: Eukaryota; Fungi; Ascomycota; Dothideomycetes; Mycosphaerellales; Mycosphaerellaceae
Exons: 1
Coding region: 1-1557 (518 amino acids)
Biological process (GO): protein localization to phagophore assembly site; autophagy of mitochondrion; protein lipidation
Cellular component (GO): extrinsic component of membrane; cytosol; phagophore assembly site membrane
Molecular function (GO): protein binding; phosphatidylinositol-3,5-bisphosphate binding; phosphatidylinositol-3-phosphate binding
Source: RefSeq, a predicted model, not a curated record
AUGAAUACACGCCAGGCAAUCCAACCCUCGACAACCCCCAACGUCCUCUCUGUCGCCUUCUCCUCCUCCCGAAAGCGCUUCGUCGCGGGCUUGACGGAUGGACUGCGCAUAUUCCGCACGGAUAACUGUCUGACCACCCACCAUCCUGCCUUACCAGUGGCGUGCGUGGCUACCAUCGCCGAGGCUCUAGAUGACCGCUACGUCGCAUUUGUCUCGAGACAUAAAACGUCAGAAACUGGAGGGCCGAAUGUCGUCGUCUUCUGGGACGCAGUUCUUGAUCGGGAGCUCAGCAGAUUCGACUUCUAUGAACCUGUGUUGGGCUUGAGAUUGAGCUCAAAAUGGAUGGCUGUUGUGCUUGCUGAACGGACGAUACUGUUUCAGUAUCAGGAGAUUGCUGAGCCCGCGACGCCGAAGCUGGACACAGACAAUGACAGCAACCCAGAUGACGAUCGUGCAAAGAUUGGCCCCUUACGAGCCCCAAAUCUGGUGCAUUCCAUUUAUCCUACAUCACCGAACCCAUACGCACUGGCAUGCCUCUCAAACGAUACGCUACUUCUCCCUGCCCAGAGUAUCGGUCAGGCCCAGCUGAUCAACUUGAAGGCCGGCACUUCGAGUACGAAGCGUGUUCUGCGCGCUCACAACUCAUCUUUGAGAUGUAUAGCACUUUCUCAGGACAACUCCUUCCUGGCUACAACCAGCGAGCAGGGCACAUUAAUCAGAGUGUUCAGCACAACAACCCUCGACCAAGUGGCAGAAUUCCGCAGGGGAAUGGAUCAUGCCGUCAUUAAUGCUGUCGACUUUAGUCCGGGUAAUCGAUUUGUGGCCUCCACCAGCGACAAAGGAACUCUUCACAUCUUCGACCUGAGACCUUCUAACACUACGCAUACGGCAGCUUCAGCGAAAGAACGCGACGCCGAACACCGCAAACAUCGCAAAUCGCAAUCCUACGCUAGUCAUCGCAUGUCAGCGGGCUACGAUAAAGAGUCGAUCUCUGGCUUCUCCGUCGGCCGCUCCUCGCCAGCGCCGUCUACAGCCAUUGGGACUGGCGCUGGUGCUGCCGGCUAUCAUGGUAGCGUUCAAGAGUACUACGGACUUCGGCCCCCGCCAAUAUCUGCGUCACCACCCGCACGAGAUGCAGCUGUAUCCGCUGUGGCCGCACUGAAAGCUAGUCCAUUGACACCUCGUGCCUUCCGCGACCUUCGUAGUGUGGCUUCUGCACCAUUCUAUAUUGGUGAUGAUCCUCCGCACUGGCAAGGAGGCCCUUCACAUAGCUGGACAACGGCGCCAAAUGGCACGAGGAAGCGGAUCAAGAACGCCAUCUUGCCGCUCCCAAACGAGCCAUCUGGACGGCCACCCAAAGGCAUGAUAUCUUUCGCUCCUGUCGCGAAGGAUAGCAACGACGACCAAGGCGCAGCUCUGUAUGUAAUUGGAGGAGGUAAUGAUGCUCGCUGGGAAAUGUUUGAGUUGGUGCCAGCAGCAUCUGCGGACGGAAGUGCGGGCUGGGCAUUGAUCAAUCGAGGUUUCAGAAAAUAUCUGACCCGACAGUUUGCAGAUUGA